AUGCUCUUUAGCAGGUGGAAGCUGUGUCUGCUUUUGCUCAUGAUCUCCUCACAAGUUUACUCAGCAAGACAUGUAAUAAGUGCUGUUGGUGACUCUGUAAGUCUCAAGAACUCUGAACCCUAUACUGAGCUUUCAGAAGUUUCAUGGUUUUAUAACGAGACCCAGAAAAUCCUAAGAUGGACCAGAGAAGAAGAAACUACAAUUUUUGAAACAAACAUGAAACCACGAAUCUCCUUUGAUGUUAAUAAUAUCACCAUUCAUAUCAAACACGUUCAGAAGGAAGAUAGUAGCAUCUAUAAGCUCCAGACUUUCUCAUUCGAUGCAAGUCAGGAGCACUCAGAGCACAUCAGGCUGGAUGUAUAUGAGCGAUUGACAAAACCAAAAAUUACAGCUAGUCCUAGGUUUGAUGAUAAUGGUACCUGUCUUGUCAACUUGACAUGUUCUGUGGAACAAAUAAGAGAGAAUGCAUCAUACAGCUGGAUGUCCAAGGGACAGGGGGUUUAUGUAUCCACUAGAGGACCUAUCCUCACCUUCAUUUGGAAACCUGGUGACCAUGACCUGAACUACACCUGUACCGCCAAAAACCCUGUCAGCAACAACUCCAGUUCCGUUCUUGCCAAGGAGCUCUGUGCAGGAAAGACAUCUAGAAUGACCCGAGAGUUGCUAGUAAUCAUUCUACCUUCCAUCUUCAGCCUCUUAUUUGCUCUGAAUUGGACCCAAUAACAUUAUUGCCUUGCUGGAAUUUCAAGAGCACAUUUUGCCUUCACUGACCCACAUUAAUUAACAUGCAGAGAAAUUGGAGAAACAAUGAGA
Messenger RNA from Gracilinanus agilis (Agile Gracile Mouse Opossum), 813 nucleotides. Its product is annotated as SLAM family member 7-like. Bases 1 to 723 code for a protein of 240 amino acids. Gene Ontology annotation, cellular component: external side of plasma membrane. The record is from RefSeq and is a predicted model, not a curated record. The transcript is spliced from 4 exons. Gene Ontology annotation, biological process: T cell activation. NCBI's taxonomy places the organism in Eukaryota, Metazoa, Chordata, Mammalia, Didelphimorphia, Didelphidae.